Messenger RNA from Anguilla rostrata (American eel), 3667 nucleotides. RefSeq names its product ST6 (alpha-N-acetyl-neuraminyl-2,3-beta-galactosyl-1,3)-N-acetylgalactosaminide alpha-2,6-sialyltransferase 4 (gene st6galnac4). The record is from RefSeq and is a predicted model, not a curated record. The transcript has 6 exons. Gene Ontology annotation, biological process: ganglioside biosynthetic process; oligosaccharide metabolic process. Lineage: Eukaryota; Metazoa; Chordata; Actinopteri; Anguilliformes; Anguillidae. Gene Ontology annotation, molecular function: alpha-N-acetylgalactosaminide alpha-2,6-sialyltransferase activity. Bases 455 to 1516 code for a protein of 353 amino acids.
CUAGUUGUUUUACAGUCUCUGGUUGUUUCGUACAGAGAAUGAGGCACAGUGAGUUUACUGAAUAACAACGGCUACCAAACCAACUGUAAUUCAAAAUAUAUGCAUACCUGAAAUGUUACCUGCGUAACGUUAAAUUAAUUUACGACAUAGCUCAUUUACCCCAGGUAACGUUAGACUGUUAAUUGUUAACUGUUAAUUCACAUGUGUGGCGUUGCAAUUAACUAACAGCAUCCAAUUAUUGUGACAAAUGAAGUAUCGUUUUUAUAUCCACAUUGAUGUAUAACAUCCGUUCUUGCAGAAUAAUGCGAAGAAGAAGAGCUAACUAGCUAGCAACGAAAUGUAGAUGGGUACCUUACGCUAAGCAUAGCUGGUCUGUUAGCGGUAGCUAGGGCCAUAUAACAUUCGCUAUUUCAGGUAAUGUUGGCCUGCUGUUGAAGCGAUGUUCCGAUGCUAAAUGAUCAAAUACCGAUCGCCGAUACUAAACGAAUUAUGCGCUUUCCAUUUGCCACUUCGAUUAGGCACGCUGGAGGCAGGAGCCCGGCAAAGAAAUGGUGUGUCUGGUACCAGUACCGUUCCUUUUGAUUACUGUGAACUUGUUUUCUGCGAUGAAAGAAAUAAUCCACCGACCACAGGGCUUGUCUCAUCCCGGCAUAGGGUUUAUUGGAUCUGUCUGCUGAUCGUCUCGGCUCUGUCAGUGGUCUUAUGGUAUAAUCAUGUAACCAAACUGAAUGUUACCAUUAUGGCAAAUGUGGGUCUUCGUGGGUACGUCCGGAUCACAUCUGGACAGAUGGAUCAGUACCUGGAUGUCCACUGUAAAGAAUGUGCCUUGGUUUCCAGUUCGGGUCAGAUGCUGAAAGCAGGCAAAGGGAAGGAAAUCGACGAACUGGACUGCGUAAUCCGCAUGAACAAUGCUCCAACGGUGGGGUACGAGCAUGAUGUCGGGAGUAAGACCAGCCUGCGCGUUGUGUCCCACACCAGCGUGCCACUGAUACUCAAGAAUGAGACCUAUUACUUUCAGCAGUCAGCGGGUACCGUGUAUGUUGUGUGGGGGCCUGAGAGGAACAUGCGUCAGGAUGGCAAGGGCAAAAUUUUCAACGUUCUCCUCAAAGCUGCUAAGAAGUAUCCCCAUGCCAAAAUCUAUGUGGUGACCAGGGAGAAGAUUCAGUACUGCGAUGGACUUUUUCAGAAUGAAACGGGGAAAAACAGAAUGCAAUCGGGGGCUUUCCUGAGUACUGGAUUCUUCACCAUGGUGCUGGCGAUGGAUAUGUGUGACAGUAUUCAAGUAUAUGGGAUGAUCAGUGAUGACUACUGCAGCCAGGCCAAUCACACGGCCGUUCCAUACCACUACUAUGAGAGGGGCCGAAUGGACGAGUGCCGCAUGUACCGUGUUCACGAGAAGGCCCGGCGUGGCGGCCACCGCUUUAUCACAGAGAAGGCCAUCUAUGGCAGGUGGGCCUCCCACAAAAAAAUGCAGUUCCAUCAUCCCUCAUGGACAGCCCGGGAAAAUGUUUCCUGAAUGCAUUUGUUGUAUUUUGGAAUUUACCUAUUAUAUUUUAUGCAGUGGGUUCCCCAAAUUUAAUUACUGCCUGUCUCGAUAUCUAAGCUUGGUGGUUGAAGUAUUUGGAAAGUUAUGCCUACUAGUAGGUUAAAGGCAUUCUAUCACCUAUUUGUUCUGCUGGAUUUAAUAUAGGGGCAAUUCAGCUAGAAUUUUGAAUACUAAUAAGGUGUAAAACAGUAUAGUACCUAUCCACGGCCCUUAGGUUCAGAGUCCACUACUUUAACCAAUUCCCCACAUAACAGUCCUGUAUGUAUCCGUGUCAUCAAUUAUACAUAGUCUGACUUCACAAGUUUUAUUUGGUUCAGAAUUUCCAAAAAUCUGUGGCCGUUAUCUGUUGCAGUACAGAAAUGUGCUUCAGACCACAUGCACUUCAUGCAUUACUUUGUCUGUAGAGCCACUGUAGCAUGGUGCGUCGGUGUGAACAUUCACAGAUAGACAAUCACUCAUACAACAAAGCAUGCUUAUAUGCAGUAAAUGAAAGCAUUCUUCUAGCCAGGCUUCUAGUUCACUCAGAAUUAAUCUAAACCAAGAGUAAAAAUGCAGGCUUUAAUGGAAUGGAAACAGCAGGCUGGACUGUUUCUUUUUAAAUUAAAUUUUUUAUUUUUGCUUUUCUGAAUAUGUGCACUGUGCAGCUUAUUGAUAGCUGAUGUUUUAAACAGAAAUAUAGUGAAAUUACAAAAUGUUUACCAAAAAAUGUUAACGGGUAAAGCAAUAUCAUCUAUUACAUUUAAAGUGGUGUCAGUCAAAAUCAUUCUUUUUUUAUUGUAUUCUUUGGUUUAUUAUUUGUAAUGCACUGAUGACAGUCAAUUUAAGCAGUUGUUUUACUGCGAUUUGUUUGUUAAAAGCCAUAAAUUGCUUUAAAGGUUAUUCAGUUCGGCUUACAUUACUGCUGUGCUUUCUUAAUGAACUCUGUGUCUUUGUGCGUGAGUGUUCAAUUUUAUUUUAAAAGCGUAUAUUAUUGCUGUACUUGACGUAACAGUUUAUGAUUGUAUGUGUCCAGAUGUGUUUUCUUCAUUUGAAAGUAGUACUUAUUCAGGUUGGAUUUGUCUCUUUAUCCAAUGGGAUGGAAUCUUAAAAAAAAAAAAAAGAACAACGUGGUUCUUCUGGAAAGAUGGUUAAGAGAAUAUCUCGGUGCAAUAUGACACAUGAAGGAGAAAGUACAUUGUUAUAUGUAGACAUACUUGCCGUUUUACAUGCCAAUCCUUAUGAAAGGCUCUAAUAUGACUUUUCAGAUAUCGGAGAUAAGAUUGUUGUGCCUUAUGCAUUGUUGAAAAAACAGUUUCAAAACAGUUGUGAUAAAGAGGAGCCUGUAUAAGCAUUUUUGUUGCCACUAAGCAACCUCUUGCUGUUUAUAUUAUAUACAAUCUACAAAUAGGUCUGUGUUUAUGUACAGUAUUGCUGAAUCAUGAUAUGCUUUUCUGUGGACAAAACAUUCAACCACUUUGUCACUUUUACAGUGUUUUUGGCAUAUGUUUUUUAGUGAAUUUUUAUGGCACCCAUGAAUGCAUCAUUGUGUAAAUAGUCCUGUCCCCUUUAGUCUUAUGGCAUGGAAUGCAGUGCAGGGAAUACUGGCACAACAGUUUCAGUUCUCUCCUUAUCUCACUGCCAGAGACACAAAGAUUCUUUGAAGGGAAGAAAAUUCUGGUUCCCUGUGAUUGACGGUUCAAAGAGGGUGCAAAUGCAACUAUAGUUACAAGUAAUCUCAAGGGAAGUCAUUGAUAACAAGCACUCGUAAAAUACACAAUGUUUUUACAUUUUUACUUGUACUGAUAUUAAAUAUCUUGUGUUUAGACAACCUUGGAGUAUUCCAGGCAUGAUGUUCUCCUGUGCAUUUGCAGCCAAUCAUUUCACUCAUUGCUGUUUUUGAUGCAUUUUGAUACAUUCUGUACAAGACUGUGAUCAUGUUAUGUUGUGAGUGAACCAUUGCCAUGUCAUCUUUGUCCUGUUGAAAAUAUUUUUAAAUAACCAGUGGGUGACGGAACUGAAUGGCAUUGCUGCUCCAAAUGAACUUUGUAUUAAUUGUGUAAGUGUUAUGUAACCACUCUGUAUGCUUGUGACAAAGUUGUUGAAAACGGCUUGCACUUUCCCAUUAAACUUUUUAAAUGCUUU